This is a messenger RNA of Coregonus sp. 'balchen', 5258 nucleotides long. The record is from the annotation of a GenBank genome assembly. Lineage: Eukaryota; Metazoa; Chordata; Actinopteri; Salmoniformes; Salmonidae.
GGGUUGGCACUGGAGCUUCUCAGAAGCAGAAGAAGGUGAGUGGAGGAGGAGCGGAGGAGGAGGGGGAGGGAAGCAUGUCUCUCCACACAGGAUGACCAAAGCUAUGCCGUACAAGGCUCCUCCGGGGGGACUGCAGUUUGUGCCCCCAGUAAGGGGCCCUCAUAACGGACUACAGAACGGAGAGGUGGACCCUGACCUGUACAGGGCAGCAGCCAGGACACACAGACUGCCCCAGGACACGGUAGAGAUGGUGAUGGGGGGCGUGGAGACCACCGGGACACCACUGGUCAAUGAACUAGGUAAGUGAUGCGCUCUGAAUGGAAUAUAUACCUUAUUAUAGAUAGUAGGGCCAUGAGUUUGUCCUGGCCAAGUGACCUGGCCAGAAAACAUUCAGGGCCCUAGCUAUUGAUUGAAUGAACAUGUGCAGUGAACUAUAGGAUUUCUAGUAGGAUUGAUAGACAGAGGGAGAGAUAGACGGAACAUUUACAUCACAGCUUGAGGUGAUGCUGGUUUGUUCAGUCAGCUUGCUAUCUUGCCAAUAUGCCAGCCAAAGCUAGCUUACAUAAUAGCCCAGUGGAAAUGACAUUGUUAUAUUGUUGUUGUCAUUUUGGUUUUCACUCAAUUCCGAUUCAAUGUAGUUUUGUUCUCUAUUGAAUUACAGUGAUUCCAGUGGGAUGGGAAUAUUCAUUUGAAAUGGAAACGCAUUGUAUCCUGGACAGUUAGCUACAUGCCAUGGUGGAUUUGGUAAACCAGGUUGUAUCUCUGCAGAGUACCAGAUGUAUAAAAUGUAGAUGAGACUGCCAGAGGAUGCCUCUGUGACCUACAGUUGAAUACAUGCUCUGUGAGGUCCUUAUGGCUCAGUAUUGUACUACUGACAGUGGUGAUAAGGACAGUGAAUUCCACUCCUGGGUCACAGUCCAAGACUAGCCUCAUUGAGUUAAUGAUUAUAUUUAUAAAGUCCUUUCCACCUCUGCCAGGGUCAAAUCACAAUGUGUGGGGGCUGUUUGUCAUCACAUUGAUAGUUAGAUUAUUUUACAAAUGUCUGGAUAGACUGGAUGUUUGUCAGUGGUAGUAUUUUGCCCUCUUAUUAUGAUUUUGUUUUAGUCCAACCUCAUACCCAAGCAAAUCAGUACCAUGUGGCAAAUUGAACACAUUACAGCAUACUGAUGAUCUACUGAAGGCAGUUAAUUGCCACAUUACAACAGUGUGUUACACUAUACAACUUGAAACACAGUACUAUUGUACACCUCAUAUUUAUGUUAGGUGUGAAUCAUGUUCAGUAAUGCAUUUUAUUGUUACUGUUAGUUCUCUAUUAGCACUCAGGAUAAGCUGGAGCCCUAGGCCACGGGAGAGCUUUGAAGAUGUUGAACAAUGUUCGGUUAUCUGACUAGAACAAGAGAUGGGAAGUCACUGCAUUUAUUUGCAUCAAACUACGAAGACAAGCCAAAAGCAGGCAUGCUUGUAUUACACUUGCACAGAGAUUUUCGCAGAGCACAUAUUUGUCUCAAACCCUUGUAAAAAGCUUAACAAAUAUGUGCGUUUCCACAGAAACCCUUUGUGUGUUUCCACAGACAAUACGCUGUAUGGCGUGACUCAUUUUACACCUAUUGUUUUCCUCUCCAGAGUCACUAGACCCCAGCUGAAAGACACAGCAAUGGGCUCACAACUAUCUACCUUUGCUUUGCAGCUGAAAGGCACAGCAAUGGGCUCAUAAAUGUCACCCGUUUCAGGAAGCUAGGCGUAUGUCGUACGUCACUACUUCACAGGAGAGGCAUUUGAACGUAAUCGUUUUAUUUUGAUCAAAAUAUGUUUUGGGGCAGAAAUGCCUUCUGGAAUAUGUGAACUUUCAUGUGUCUUAAAUACAAAUAAAAUUGUUAAAUUACGAGCCUAGUUGGUUUAGCCACGGAAAAAGACAGGAACCUUCCUGCUAGCCAUGAUUGGCUGAGAUAAUGGAUGGGCUGGACAUGCCAAGAGAUGAGUUCGGAUUGGUCUGCCAUGUAGCAUGUUUCUGUCAAUAACAUGAGCUAAUCAGUAAGUGUAGAUAAUCCUUCCUACCGCAGAUUUUUUGAAAGAUAAAACAUUAGCCACAGAGAACUGCAAAAGUGUUGCUACUGCUCUCAACAACAUUGCUGCCCUGAAUUUAGCAGAUCAGUGGGGAAAAGUUGUGAUGGACUACUUUCUGCACACGGUCAGUGUGAACCGGAGUGACUUGACACAACGCGGGCCAAACAAGUUGUACAAACAAAAUGGUCAGCUAAAGGGGUUCCAGACUGCUAUGAAGCAUUCAUCCAUGUUUACGGGUAAGAGUUAGCUACAUUUUCAGAUAUUAUAUGUUUCUAAUUUUGUCAGAAAGUCAUUUUCAUUGCAAGUUAAAGCGUACUGUUAGCUAGCUAACGAACGUUAACUUGCUGGCUUGCUAGCUAAUGUUGUGUGUAUGAUCUGUGUAGUAAUAUUAUUUGUAUCUCAGAAAGCAUUUUGCAUUGGUAGUUGUAGCAUAAUGUUAGCUAGCUAGCUAACAUUGAACCUAGUUGGUUAGCUUUAGCUACCUGCAGAUUCAUACUACAGCAUUUCAUGCAUGGUGGCUAGCUAUGUCAAUCAGUUUGUAUUGCUAGUAGUAUGGGUUGGGAUUAUGGUUCAUUGUUUAGCUAGCUACCUACAUGUCUAAACAAAAGACUCCAUGUGGUAAGGUCCUCUGUAGCUCAAUUGGUAGAGCAUGGCGCUUGUAACGCCAGGGUAGUGGGUUCGAUCCCCGGGACCACCCAUACUUAAAAAUGUAUGCGCACAUGACUGUAAGUCGCUUUGGAUAAAAGCGUCUGCUAAAUGGCAUAUUAUUUAUUAUUAUUAUUACAUGUCUAGACAAUAGUGACCCAUCCACUUAGCUAGAUGUGGCUGGGGGGUGGUUAUAGCAUUUCUUUCACAUGACCCAUCAAUUUAGACAAGUGUGUCUCGGAAGCAUCAUCUAAUAAUUAUAACUAAUACAUUUUUAUCUGGACAUGUUAUAUUUUUGAUAUUGCUACUAUGCAAUUAUGCAAGUAACCAUUUCACUGUACCGUUUACAGCUUUGUAUCCUGUGCGUGUGACAAAUAAACUUUGAUUUUGUUUGAUAUAGUGUGUGUUUACCAGAGACGGUAAUGUGAACAACUACAUGACCUGCACCAAAGUCAGAUUAGGAUAUAGGCAAAGGACUAGAAAGUGUAUUGUUACCUGGAGUUUUUCCUUAUUGUAGGCUACUACAUUCACCAUUUUUAAUCUUGAAAUCUUUGGUUGUUUACUACAAGACCUUACUCACUCUGUUUAGAACAUGGCCUCACAUGUGAAUACCUAAAGUGAUGGGUGGGGCUAAGGCUUAAGAGGGUGUGAACGAUGAUGAAUAGGUGUAGACAAAGAAGAGCUCUCCAGUAGGUGUACCAAAACAUUCAAGGGCCAUUUCCUCAAAAGUGGGGUUACAAGUUUAUCAACUUUCAAAGCAGAAUUACUUUCCCAUUGUUCCUCAACUGCAGUGUAUGAUAUACCAUUUGGUAGCUCUGAAUCACUACUUUUAUCCAAUGUAAAAAACACAAUUUCAAAUUUUGCAACAUAAGAACGAAUCGAGGUGGUCGGUCCCAAAUUAGCUACAGUCCCUUUUGCUUUGCAUUAUCGUCUCUACCUCUGUCUAUCAUGAAAGCGGGACAGGGUUGAGGCUUUAAUGUUGUCAAUCUAUGUAAAUCCACUAUACAGAUCCAUUAGUGUCACUUUGCCUUUAUUGAAACAUUUGCCUCAAAAUGGUCCCAUCGCAAUGAGUGUAAUAGUUUAUUGGUCGGGUGAUAACAUUGUGACCUAUGAUGUCUAAUGUCACGAGAUGACAGAGGAGAAAUGUCUGUCACGCUUACAGCUGGCCUUGCAUUAUAAUAUCUGGCUGGGGUCUGGGGACUCUGAAAGGUCUACCCCUGAGGGAUCAAACCAAGGUUUGAACACGGUUUGCCAGCAUUUACGCUCUAGCUCUUUUUCUCAUGGUCAAAUCAGAUCAUAGAAUACUUGUGCUGAUACAUUUGUUGUUAUAAAAUAUAUUUGUAGAAAUAGAAUAAAUGAUCAUUGUAGUUGGUAAUUUCUCAAUGGGUCAAGUUAUGUUUGCCUUGGUCAGUAACUGAAUGUUGGUCCCUGUUUGGUCCUCUGUGCUCAGUAGUGCUCAGCCGUGCUCAGUAGUGCUCAGUAGUGCUCAGCCGUGCUCAGUAGUGCUCAGUAGCUGUUUUAUGUUGUCUUGUAAACAAGAUGAGCCGCCUUGUCUCUCUCUGAGGAUCAUGGUCUUGCAUUUGAAUGUUGUCACAUCCAUAGUUUACCCCAGACUGGGGCCUUGGUGUGAAUCCAUUCUCUCUGCUCAUUUGCAGUCAUGCCUCUUUCAUUGUCUGAGAGACUAAUAGAAUCAAGAUGGGGUUUGAUUCAAUAGUUAUGAUACGCUGACAGGAGCAGCAUGCAAAAUGAGGAUGAUGUUACCCAAUGACAAAGAAAAUUGAUAUAGCCUUCUCACUCUUUCAAGGGAGUAUUUUAAUAGACAACUAUUGACAUGCAAACAGAGCAAUAUAGGUGACCAUGUUUUUUUGGAUAUCAGUAAUGCACAUCCCAGCUCCACAGCAGUUGUUAAAAUAUUAUUUGCAUGUCUAUUGUGUCACUAGCUGAGCUGGCACUUACAGUACUACUGUAUGCACAAAAGCUGUCUCUGAAUAAGUCUUCCAGUGAAGAGGCUCAAGUACACCCCUUGAGAUGCACCAUGUCGUUUUCCAGGAAAGUCUCUCUAAAGUAGGGUACACUGCUCUGACUCCUAAUGGGUCCUCAGCUCAUCAUUCACUCUGCUCAUCAUUCACUCUGCUCAUCAUUCACUCAGCUCAUCAUUCACUCUGCUCAUCAUUCACUCUGCUCAUCAUUCACUCUGCUCAUCAUUCACUCUGCUCAUCAUUCACUCUGCUCCAUAUGUUCCAACAGGCUCCACACUCUCCAACGGUGAGAUGAAUCUGCACAGUUCUGUGAAGAGGAAGCUUGGAGAGGACAAAGGCUACGUGUUCGACAAGCGGCUGAGGUACAACGUGCGGCAGAACGAGUCCAACUGUCGAUUCCGUGACAUUGUUGUCAGGAAGGAGGAGGGUUUCACGCACGUACUGCUCUCCAGCCAGACAUCUGACAACAACGCACUAACACCAGAGGUAGGGGAUACGAUACACAAUCACUCAUGAAUGUACGCACACACAACAACAACAAACAUAGGUAACAGCUUUGACACACAGAAA